ACCCCCAAAGGAGGUGAUUACAUCGUCUUCAUCAACGGUCAAUAAUAUAAAGUCAUCGACGGUCGAGGAGAGCGGUGAAAAAGACAUGGAGCUUUUUGAAUUAAUUAAACAAUUUACAAAUAUGGGUUUUACAAAAUCACAAGCUGUCGAAGCGUUAGAAAAGUAUAACUAUGACCUUCUUCAAGCAACUAAUUAUUUAUUGGACUUGCAACAAAAUUA
This is a messenger RNA of Acaulospora morrowiae, 219 nucleotides long. The record is from the annotation of a GenBank genome assembly. NCBI's taxonomy places the organism in Eukaryota, Fungi, Glomeromycota, Glomeromycetes, Diversisporales, Acaulosporaceae.